This is a messenger RNA of Cinclus cinclus, 6048 nucleotides long. It is a transcript of the gene MXI1, whose product is annotated as MAX interactor 1, dimerization protein. Lineage: Eukaryota; Metazoa; Chordata; Aves; Passeriformes; Cinclidae. Gene Ontology annotation, biological process: regulation of transcription by RNA polymerase II. Gene Ontology annotation, molecular function: RNA polymerase II cis-regulatory region sequence-specific DNA binding; protein dimerization activity; DNA-binding transcription factor activity, RNA polymerase II-specific. The record is from RefSeq and is a predicted model, not a curated record. The transcript has 4 exons. Bases 2787 to 3476 code for a protein of 229 amino acids.
UGGUCAUUUCCUGCUGGGAGGGAUGCUUGAUCUUUUAAAGAUGAGGAGUGAGUUUAUGUGUGUGUGUCUGUGUGUGUGUGUGUUUUGCAGAUGUUCGGGUCUUGAUUCAGCAAAGUCUCUCAGCAGUGUCUGAUGGGGGGGUAAUGCUGAGUCUGGUAAACCUGCUGCUGCUCCAGAGCUGAGUGUGUGCACAUUUGCCUGAUUUCUCAGCAGAGGAAGUUUCUUUCCUCAGUUUCCAUGGCUUCUGCCCAUGGUGGAAGUCGGCAAGAACUUUGCACAAAUCCCAAACCACUUCUGGCAAAGAAGCUGCUGUCUCUCUGGCAAUGUUAGCAUUCAGGGAUGGCUCUUGUCUGCAGCAUUGACCAGAGGAGGAUGGAGCAAGCGAUGAGGGUCACCUGCUUGUCAAGGGGUGCACAGGGGCUUGGCUGAGCCCACCAGGGCCCAGGGAGGGAAACUGUCAGUGGCCUUACAGCCCUGGGCUGGCCCUUGCAGGGACCUCAUCUGGCAUUGUUAGGGGGGUAGGUUUCCAGCCCCUGUGUAGCCACUUUGUGACCAGGCUUGGAGCUGCCAGCACAGAUCCCUCAGCUCUCCAGGGACUUCCAGGCAGGGAGGAAGCUGGUGGCUUUGUGCCCAGCUUGCUAAGGUGCAGAGUGUUGUGCUAGGUGUAUUCCUACCUAAACUCCACAAGAAUAUAUUCAGAGGUUUGGGGAAAUGAAACAGAGACUUUCUUUUGCACCCACACCUUUUUCUGCAGUGCAGUUUUGAUUCAGGCGAUAGAGAGCCCAGUUCCUGCAAUGGGAUUUGCAUGUGUGUUGUACACUGAGACAGCUGAAGCUGUGAGCAAAAAGCACACAUAAAUAAAGGCUUCCUCCCUGUGCUUUAUAUAAUCAGAGUGGGUGAUGUCAUUGGGAGCUGGAGAGGAGAGCAGGCUGUGAAAUUACAGCCCUCUGCAGCCAGGCAGAGCCAAGUGCAAGGUGGGGGGGGGCUGCACAGAGCAAGAGGCAGGCUCCCCUCUGAUACAGGCUCAGGACAGAGGACCUUGGAGGGGAGCUGGGAGUAGAAAUAGAUAAUCCAGAUACAGUCAGAUAAUCCAAAUACAGUCAGAAGCUCUUGCACAGGCACAAAGGGAAAGCAGGGAGAAGGGCAGGUACCCAGUGAGCAGCACUGGGGUGCCAUUUUAAGGGCCAGUACUCCCUUCCUCCACAUGCAGCUGUCUACAGCUUGUGGCUCUGCUGGCAGGGCUAUGGGGCUGCUGGGCUUUCUCAUCCUUCCUCUGCUUUAGUCUUCUGACCCACUGCAGCUCCUGUCAGAGAAGAGAAGGCAUCCUUGCCCUGCUUGCCCUCCGCAUCCCAGAGGAACUUAGUUCUAGUCUCCUUCUGGCCCCACACAGGGGAGGAAACACAAGCAUCAGAAGGGUUCUGUCCUAGCCAGGGUGGCGAGGUGAAACAAGAAAAAGGGUGAUCCUCAGCUCUUCAGGACAGGGCUUGUGUUUGGCUCUGGGUUUCUGAAACUUCUAAGGUGAUUUGGUCCUUUUUUGGCCAUCCCGAUGUCCCCCAACAUGGGAAUCUUAAACAGGAGUUUUCCCUCUCAUCAGGCUGAGCAGGAAGAGGGGACUAGGCCUUAUAUAGAGGCUGAUCCUUUGGGAAAGUAGAGAGCCCCCUUAUUUCAAAUCCUUCACGGAUUUCUCUCUCAACAUAUCAAGUACCUACAGUGUGCUUGGGAUGCUGCUGCGAGAGUCUGAUUUUUUUCCCAUUUUGGCAGGAGGAAGGGCUCCAGCUUCUCCCAUCUCCCCAGCAGCUAGCAUGCUGAAACUGGAAUUCUCCUUCUGUCAUCCUCUGUCUUCCUUAGGAUCAAGAGAGCGAGAGGCAGCAGCCCUUCGCACCAAGCCUGCCUUGUUUCUCUGUUAUAUAACAAUAUGGGCUUUUAGACUUGUUUUUCUAGAUAUUGGCAGAUGCGUCAAAUAUUGGCAUAAUCCAGCGGUUUACAUGGAAAGCCGUCUGGCUUUGUCUGGAGGCUGUACAAUGUUGGUAUUUUCUUUGAAAACAAGAGCCUGCAGCAUUGUCAAAGCCAUGUUGCAGCAGAGUCCAGGUAAACAAGGGGAAAAGACACAUCAUGGCCUGGCCUGUGGAAUUACAGCUGCCCAGGGGCAGCUCCAGGACUUGUUAAGAAAGAUUAAUGCCUCUGUGAUUGCUUUCUCUCUGAAAUGGUCUUUUAGCUAAGUCUUCUGUGAUGGUUUUCAAAGAAUCACAAAAUCAUUUAUGUUGGAAAAGACUUUCAAGACCACGGAGUUUAACUUCUGACUGAUCACCACUUUGUCAGCUAGACCAUAGCCCUCUGUGCCACAUCCAGUCCAGUGAGCAGUGACUCCAUCUCCUCCCAGGGCUCUGGAGUUUUAUUUCUGAUGCACCCAUCAGUGUGCCAGACCUGUAGUAUGGUUUAAGAACCCAUCAUGGUCCACUGGGGCUGUUGCAAGUUAAGAGAUGUCAAGGACUGUGACUAAGUUAGAUUUGAAAAAUAAAAAGGUAAGGAAGGUAUUGAAUGCUGCAGAGGGGUAACAGCUGGGGAAGUUGUUCAGUUUGAUCUGUCUGAAGGAAAGCAAUGUGCUCACAUGCCAGGACAGUUGAUUGCUCCUUCCUAUCCCAGUGUGGCUCAGCUUGGAGUGCAAAAUACGGAGAAAAUCCAGCAGCAGCACAGAAGUAAUGGCUUUGGUCAAACCUCUUCCAAACCUGCCUUAGCUCAGCCAAUACCACCAGCCCCUGCAGUGUGCUUGCAGCCUGAGCCAUGCUAUGUGCCAUUGUGAGCUUAUCAGCUCACACCACACUCAUGUCGCAGGCAGGUGGCCCCUCCUGAUGCCUGGUGUGCUGGCAGAGGCCACCACCCCUGCUGCAGGCCACAGCCUUUGGCCAGCAGCCAGCAGAGCCACGGGCAGGAGAGGCUUCUCUGAAAAUGAUCUGCACGAGCCUGGGACAAGCAGUAACCUCCUUCAGUCCACUGUGGUCCUGGUGCACAACAGGAAGGUUUUCAGCCGAGCUCACCUCCGCCUGUGUCUAGAACGCUUAAAAGUUCUGAUACCACUCGGACCAGACUGCACCCGGCACACCACGCUUGGGCUGCUCAACAAAGCCAAAGCACAUAUCAAGAAACUUGAAGAGGCUGAGAGGAGAAGCCAACACCAGCUUGAGAACCUGGAACGAGAACAAAGAUUCCUAAAGAGAAGACUGGAACAACUACAGGGUCCUCAGGAGAUAGAGCGAAUACGAAUGGACAGCAUUGGAUCUACCAUUUCCUCGGAUCACUCGGACUCGGAGCGAGAAGAGAUUGAAGUGGAUGUUGAAAGCACAGAGUUCUCCCAUGGAGAAGUGGACAAUAUCAGCACAACCAGCAUCAGUGACAUUGAUGAUCACAGCAGCUUGCAGAGUAUUGGGAGUGAUGAGGGUUACUCCAGCGCCAGUGUCAAGCUUUCGUUUGCUUCCUAGAACCAAGUGAGACAGUGCAGGGUGAAUGAUUUCACUGGGGUGAUCAAACUGGGUCCUAGAUGCCAGUAUCCUCUUUCAGAAUUGACACGUUGACAACUAGUCCUGGAGAGACCUGUAUAUAAAGCUUUUUGGGUAAAGGAAGCCUCCCCAGAAACCCAUAUUUGUUCAUUUGGUCAUGUUACCAAUCCAAAUUUCUGCUGGCAAAAAGUUAAGCCAAACACUAGUCCCUUUGCAGUCAAUGGAAUCUGUUUGUUUCUGUGGGACCUGAAUCUAGACCUUAGUGAUGAAACACUUUGUUUUGAAUUUAUUUGGAAUUGUUUGAAAGAGGAUACUAGAGACUCAUCCCUUUCUUUCUGUCAUGAAAUCUGAGAAAUGUCAAAAUUUCUUACACUGCAUUCAGAUUGAACAACCUAAUUUAGGCCCUUCUGAAGAGCUUUUGUGGUCCUAAAAGGACUGUAUUCUACAGUUUAUCACAAUCUAAUGCUGUCAUAUUGUACUAGGAAAUCUAAGAAGGCUUACGUAGCCUAGGAAUAACAGUGACAAUAAUGAUUAAGGUCUUAUUCUGUGCCCAGAGGAAGAGGGGCAGCGAUGUUCAGGGGAGACCACCAUUCAACUCAGCUUUCUGUUGGACAUCCUUUAAACAGUGAGUACCUCUGAAGCGUGGCUGAAGCGAGAGGUACACACCUGUAAUCUACCAGCACAGGGUGGGCUGUCGUGCCCGGGGCGGUGCCAGUGCCAGCAGGUCCCCAGUAGGUGUGUGCCCCUCACAGGCACACGGCCAGCUGAGGGCAGAAUGAAACCAGCACUCGAGAGGUGACACACCAGACAGUCAUGCCCAGAUACUGAGCCACUAUGACCUUUUUAUUUGAAGCGAUUUUUUGAUAAACAUUUGUAAAUGUGUUGGGAGGGAAAACAUGCUAAGUCUGAUGCAUCUUUUUAGAGCUUGUCUGUACGAAACCUUAGAUGUCUUUUAUAUGAAUUUAUGCCAUGAAAAGAUCUCUGUUUUGAUGAAGCACUUGACCCAAUGAAACGCAAAGAUCCUUUUUUUUGCCAUGCACACAACGGAUGAAGGCUGUGCUAAGCUGGAAGAGGCCAGGUUUGUUGGGGGGUUUCUUCAGUUUUCUUUUUAGAAUCAUUCCCUUUGCGGACUUUUGAAGUUCCAGUCCAGUAGUUAACCUAGUUAAGCUCAGCACGUCUUUCAUGUUAAUGUAACAUUUUGACUGCACGUCCUGUUCCCAAGGGCCUUGCCAUCUUAUCUGUGCAGGUGCUGUUAAGAGCUGUUGUAGCGAAUGUUUUCUAAUUUUCUCCAAGACAAGCAUUCUAACCUGCACUUUGAGGGCUUUGCUUUUUUAUUUUUGUCUUUUUAAUGGCCAGGAUUAUUUUGUUUUCCGAGUUUUAAAAACCUUAAUAGAGUCUUCACCUAUGGCAUUGUUUGAAACCUUGUAUAUCCUUAAGUAAUUUAAUUACCCUUCAUUACUAAGAAAAAAAAAAGAGGAAAAAAUGCUUUAUAAAAUUCAUAACUUAUUGCUGAUUUGAAUGGGUUGUUAAUUUCAGUCCUUUAGAUUUAUUUUAUUGUUUUAGAUAGGGUUGGGUAAAAAGAAGUAAAAUAAAAUGAAAAAUUAAAAACAACCAUAUUUAGCAGUGCAGUGGAAUUGUGUUUAAAUGUUAGCAUAUGGUCCCCAUUAAAGUAGCACUUUAACGCCAUUAAACAUUUCUGUAUCUGAAAUUAGUUGUGUUCUUCCAUCUUGGUCAUUCCUGUCACUUCAGCCAACUGCUGUUCUUCUUGUGCCCUUUGGGUGACAUCCUGAGUGAGUCUCAUGUAGACUUUUGCAUUGUGAUAAGUUGCCUGUGUUUAAAUACUGAUAUUUCCCCCACUCUCCAAAAUGUGUCAUUCCCUGUAAGAGACACAACACAUGUGCUUGAGUUGAGAAAUAAUCUUUCCGUGGCUGUAAUGAAUGAUUUCUCUUCAGUCUGGGUUUUUGUUUUAUUUUAAUUAAUUUGCUUACUAGGUUUGCACCUGGUUGCAAUUGUUAAAUAUUUUUUCACUUGUGCGCAUGUAAUCCAGUGUCUCAGUCCAUCUGUUCUUCUUGCUGGAAAGUUACCUGGCAGGAGCAAGAGUCUGCCACAGAAUGAAUUAAGCUCUAGGUUACAAAUGGAGCCCAAGGGCUUUGAAAGAAGAAAUUCUGCUUGGGUUUGUGUUGGGUGUUCAUAUGAUCUCUGGAUGACGGAAGGCUUGGGACAGUCUAUAGAGUGGUGAAAAGUAGGAAACUUCAUCUCUAGCAUGGCCUUAUUUAUUUAUUCAUUAUUUUUCUCCUUGGAAGUGUUGACUACUGGCAGUUCUGGUGCUGACCAGUUGGAUACCAGUGGGAUUUAUUUAUUUAUGAGCCCUUUUCUGUAGCUGUCCCAGCACCUCGUCUUUCCUGUUAUUCUUGUUUGUGUUAAAUGCCCACUUGGGAAAGCAAUACCCCAGGUGAGAAGCACUGAAGUUCAGGGGAUGGAGAAUGGCCAUGUUCUCCUGGUUGGUAUAAAACAGUGACAUGUCUGUGGUUGGAAUAAAUGCAUUUGAAAUGUU